This is a messenger RNA of Solanum verrucosum, 3751 nucleotides long. RefSeq names its product probable phospholipid-transporting ATPase 8. The record is from RefSeq and is a predicted model, not a curated record. Gene Ontology annotation, biological process: phospholipid translocation. Gene Ontology annotation, cellular component: plasma membrane. The transcript has 11 exons. Lineage: Eukaryota; Viridiplantae; Streptophyta; Magnoliopsida; Solanales; Solanaceae. The coding region runs from base 15 to 3542 and encodes 1175 amino acids. Gene Ontology annotation, molecular function: ATP binding; ATPase-coupled intramembrane lipid carrier activity; magnesium ion binding.
UUUUUUGAGAGAAAAUGGCAGGUGGUAAGAUGAAAAUAUGUUUUAGUAAGAUAUACAGUUUUUCGUGCAUGAAGUGUUCGUUUAAAGAGGAACAUGGUCAUAUUGGGAAGAGGGGUUUUUCAAGAAUUGUGUAUUGUAAUGAUCCUGAUAAUCCAGAACAGGUCCAGCUAAAUUAUAGGGGGAAUUAUGUUUCUACUACAAAGUACACAGCAAUUAAUUUCAUACCCAAAUCAUUGUUUGAACAAUUUAGAAGGGUUGCAAAUAUAUACUUUCUUGUAGUUGCUUGUGUUUCAUUUAGUCCUCUAGCUCCCUAUACAGCCAGCAGCAUUUUAGCACCUUUGCUGGUUGUGAUUGGGGCAACGAUGGCCAAAGAAGGGAUCGAAGAUUGGAGGCGCAAAAGGCAGGAUAUUGAAGCCAAUAACCGGAAAGUAAACGUAUACACUGAAAAUCAUACUUUCCAAGAGACUAGAUGGAAAAGUUUACGAGUUGGUGAUCUUAUUAAGGUGUACAAGGAUCAAUAUUUCCCCACUGAUUUGCUUUUGCUUUCAUCAAGCUACGAGGAUGGGAUAUGUUAUGUGGAAACCUCCAAUCUUGAUGGAGAGACUAACCUUAAGGUGAAGCAUGCACUAAAUAUCACAUCCUCCCUGCAAGACGAUGGUUCUUUUCAAAAUUUUAAAGGUGUUGUUAAGUGUGAAGAUCCAAAUGAAGAUCUUUAUACUUUCAUUGGAACUCUGUAUUAUGAUAAUCAGCAGAACCCUCUUUCAGUGCAGCAAAUACUUCUGCGAGGUUCCAAGCUACGCAAUACUGAUUAUGUUUAUGGUGUGGUUAUUUUUACUGGUCAUGACACAAAAGUCAUGCAGAAUUCUACAGAUCCUCCUUCUAAGAGGAGUGGAAUUGAGAAAAGGAUGGAUAAAAUAAUAUAUGUUCUUUUUGGUACCUUGAUUACAAUAGCUUUUAUUGGAUCUAUCUUUUUCGGGAUUGAAACUAAAAAUGACAUUUCUGGUGGGAAACUAAGGAGGUGGUAUCUUCGCCCAGACAAGACAAGUGUGUUUUAUGAUCCCAAAAGAGCUACACUGGCUGCAUUUUUCCAUUUCCUGACAGCCCUUAUGUUGUAUGGGUACUUGAUUCCUAUUUCGCUAUAUGUGUCUAUUGAAAUUGUGAAGGUUUUACAGAGCAUAUUCAUCAAUCAAGAUAGGGAGAUGUACUAUGAGGAAACAGAUAAGCCAGCUCAUGCAAGAACAUCUAAUCUGAAUGAGGAACUUGGUCAGGUUGACACAAUACUCUCAGACAAAACAGGCACCUUAACAUGCAACUCCAUGGAGUUUGUUAAAUGUUCAAUAGCAGGUGUUGCGUAUGGACGUGUUCUGACAGAGGUAGAGAGGGCCCUGGCAAAGCAAAAAAGAGAUGGAGAACAGGAAGUAGGUGAUACUUCCAAUGACGUGAAGGAAUCAACUGACCCUGCUGUUAACUCAGAGAAGUCUAUUAAAGGAUUCAACUUCAAAGAUGAGCGUAUAAUGAAUGGCCAAUGGGUCCAUGAGCCUAAUCGAGACAUGAUACAAAAGUUUUUUAGAGUGCUGGCGAUUUGUCAUACUGUUAUUCCUGACGUGAACAAAAAAACAGGUGAGAUCUCCUAUGAAGCAGAGUCACCAGAUGAAGCUGCCUUUGUCAUUGCAGCAAGGGAACUUGGGUUUCAGUUCUUUGAAAGAACACAAAACAGAAUUACACUGCAUGAAUUGGAUCAUCAGAGUGGCAAGAUGGUUGACAGAUCAUAUCAGCUCCUUCAUGUCUUAGAGUUCAGUAGCUCGCGGAAGAGAAUGUCUGUAAUUGUAAAAAAUGCUGAGAACCAGUUGUUGCUCCUCAGCAAAGGUGCAGACAGUGUGAUGUUCGAACAGCUUUCAAAAGAUGGGCGGGUCUUUGAGGGUAUAACAAGGGAACAUCUUAAACAAUAUGCUGAAGCAGGAUUGCGAACUCUUGUUGUAGCUUACCGUGAGCUUGAUAAGAAAGAGUUCCAAUCAUGGGAACAAGAGUUUUUGAAUGCCCAAGCUUCUGUAACAGCAGAUAGAGAUGCUUUGGUGGAUGCUGCUGCUCAGAAGAUUGAACGGGACUUAAUUCUCCUUGGUGUUACUGCUGUUGAGGACAAACUUCAAAAAGGGGUCCCUGAAUGCAUUGAUAAACUUGCAAAAGCUGGAAUUAAGAUUUGGGUCUUAACUGGUGAUAAGAUGGAAACGGCUAUCAAUAUUGGGUAUGCUUGUAGUUUAUUAAGACCAGAUAUGAGGCAAAUCAUAAUUACUUUAGAUUCUCAAGACAUAUUGGACUUGGAAAACCAAGGAAACAAGGAGACUAUAGCAAAGGCUUCACAUGAUAGCAUUACAAAGCAAAUACGUGAGGGAAUGUUACAAGUAAGCUCAAGCAGAGGAACUACUGCAUCAUUUGGUUUGGUCAUUGAUGGAAAAUCAUUGUCAUUUGCUCUUGACAAAAAACUAGAAAAAUCAUUCUUGGAGCUUGCAAUAAAUUGUGCAUCUGUUAUUUGCUGCCGGUCCACUCCUAAACAAAAAGCUCUUGUUACCAGACUGGUGAAAGUUGAAACACACCGAACUACAUUAGCAAUUGGGGAUGGGGCAAAUGAUGUAAGCAUGCUGCAAGAGGCUGAUGUUGGGGUUGGUAUCAGUGGUGUUGAAGGAAUGCAGGCUGUCAUGUCAAGUGAUUAUGCAAUAGCUCAAUUCCGUUUUCUUGAGCGCUUGUUAUUGGUCCAUGGCCACUGGUGCUACAGAAGAAUAUCGAUGAUGCUAUGCUACUUCUUUUACAAGAACAUCGCCUUUGGGUUGACCCUUUUCUGGUUCGAGGGCUUUGCUUCUUUCUCUGGCCGACCUGCUUAUAAUGACUGGUAUAUGUCAUUAUAUAAUGUGUUCUUCACAUCGCUUCCUGUGAUUGCUCUCGGUGUCUUUGAUCAGGAUGUUUCUGCCCACCUAUGUCUCGAGUUUCCUAAGCUCUAUGAAGAGGGAACGAAGAACAUUCUUUUCAGUUGGCGUCGCAUUUUAGGCUGGAUGUUGAACGGUGUUCUCUGUUCUAUGAUCAUCUUCUUUGGCACCACCAAUUCACUCGUGCAUCAAGUAUUCCGGAAAGAUGGUCAACCAGUUGACUACGGAGUCCUCGGAGUGAUGAUGUACACGUGUGUGGUGUGGACAGUCAAUUGUCAAAUGGCAAUCUCUAUCAACUACUUCACUUGGAUUCAGCACUUCUUCAUUUGGGGCAGCAUUGCCAUUUGGUACUUGUUUUUAGUUGUUUAUGGCUCUCUUUCGCCUAUAAUAUCUACAACCGCGUACAAAAUUCUUGUGGAAGCUUGUGCUCCGAGUCCUUUCUAUUGGCUUGUCACACUUGUGGUUGUCGUUGCCACUUUGUUACCAUACGUUACGCACAGGGCAUUUCAAACAGAGUUCUAUCCUAUGUAUCAUGAUCAGAUUCAAAGGAAUCGAUUCGAAAGUUUAAACAGUGACUUUGCUGAGGAGUCCAGUGAUAGAGGCAAACAAAAAGUACAUCUUUAAGAAUAGUUUGUAGUUUGUCACAUUACAUAAAUGACUGUUCAAUUUGUAAAGUUAAUUAAGUUGUGUAAAGUAGAUAUAUUUAACAAUAAUGAGUGAAUGGGGCUAGGAAAGUAGAAACUAACGUUUUGAGGUGUCAUUUUUGGGGUGAAAUUUAUUAUCAUUGUAACAUUCUAAAAACAUCCCCUUUGGUAAAGGAUUUGAUUAAGCUA